AUACUGUACAUGUGUAUGUGCCAUGUUGCGGUCUGCUGUUCAUUUGGGUAGAAAACGAGGUGUGGUAUUUAACAGUCUGUUCACUAAAUAUCUCUCUACUUCACAGCAAAUGGCUGAUUUAGGAGCCAAGAUGGAGAGGUUGUACAUUUCAGACAAAGGAAGCGAUGAAGCUGGAAUUGGAUCAGAGCAAAAACCGCUCAAGUCACUUCUAAAGGCAAUGCAAGUUGCUGGUAAAGAGCCCUUUCCGAUGUUUAUGUGUGACUCCAAGGUCGAAGGUCAGACAUGGGAGGAAGUUUCUAAUGCCCAGCGUAAGAAGGUUUCCAAGAUAUUCACACGAGAGCAGAAGAAGAACGAAGAGAAGGAAAAGAAAGAGGCAGAGGAUCAAGAAAGGAGAGAGAAGAAUCUGGAAGAAGCUAAAAAGAUCAAGUUGUCUGAAGAUCCUGACCUUCCAAAGGCAUCUAAGAUUCUGGUUAAAGAUGGAACAGCACAUCGUGAUCAACGAGUCAAAAUACAAGGCUGGGUCCAUCGUCUUCGUAGGCAAGGCAAGAACCUCAUGUUUAUUGUCCUUAGAGAUGGAACAGGUCUCAUCCAGUGUGUACUGAAUGACAAACUGUGCCACACAUAUGAGGCCCUUACACUCUACACUGAGAGCACAGUAGCAUUGUAUGGAGUCAUCAAGGUUCUACCUGAGGGCAAAGAGGCCCCUGGAGGUCAUGAGCUGUCAUGUGACUACUGGGAGCUGAUUGGUUCGUCACCAGCAGGUGGUGCAGACAGCCUGAUCAAUGAGAACUCUCUAAUUGAUGUUCAGCUGGACCAACGUCACAUGAUGAUGCGAGGAGAAAAGCUCACAAAGAUCAUGAAAGUCAGAUCGAGGCUUACACAGUGUUUUAGGGAACAUUACUUCAGCAAAGGAUACAAUGAGAUUUGUCCACCAACCAUGGUACAGACCCAAUGUGAAGGAGGAUCCACUCUCUUCAAAUUUGACUUCUUUGGAGAGCAAGCAUAUCUUACCCAGUCAUCUCAGCUGUAUUUGGAGACCGCUUUGCCGUCACUAGGGGAUGUAUUUUGCGUCUCGCAGUCUUACCGUGCCGAAAUGUCUCGCACUAGACGUCAUCUGGCCGAGUAUACCCAUAUCGAAGGGGAGUGCCCUUUCAUAACGUUUGAUGAUCUACUUAACAGUCUAGAGGACCUUAUAUGCGAUGUGGUUGACAGGGCGUUAGCAUCACCCAUUGGACCCCUUAUCAUGGAAUUCAACCCAAAUUUCAAGCCACCAAAGCGGCCUUUCCGUCGUAUGGACUACAGUGAAGCAAUCGUUUACCUAAAGGAACAUGACAUUAGGAAAGAUGACGGUAGUUUCUACGAGUUUGGGGAGGAUAUCCCAGAAGCCCCUGAACGGAAGAUGACGGACCAGAUCAAUGAGCCAAUAUUGUUGUGCCGAUUCCCUGCUGAGAUCAAAUCCUUCUACAUGCAAAGAUGUCCAGAAGAUAGGAGACUCACUGAAUCUGUGGAUGUCUUGAUGCCCAAUGUUGGUGAAAUGGUUGGUGGAUCAAUGAGGAUCUAUGAUUAUGAAGAGUUGAUCGCAGCUUACAAGUCAGCAAAGAUAGAUCCCUCUCCAUACUAUUGGUAUACUGAUCAGAGGAAGUAUGGUACAUGCCCACAUGGUGGCUACGGUCUAGGCUUGGAACGAUUCUUAACAUGGAUUCUGGAUCGACAACACAUCCGAGAUGUUUGCUUCUACCCUCGCUUCAUUGAACGCUGUACUCCAUGAGUCUUCAAUAUGAACUUCUUAUCAAAGUGUAAAAGUAAAAGUAAUCGAAAAGAAGAUUGCCUGCUGAUUCAAGUUUAAAGUAUUAAGAACUUUCAGGAUUUGUUUGACGGAUUAGUAAAGCCACUGAACACGUUCGGUAAUUGUAAAAAGCGAAAUAAAAUUUGUUUCAUUUGGUUUAUCCCAACAUGUGCAUAAAAAUAACAAAUCUGUGAAAACUUAGGCUCAA
Asterias rubens (European starfish) is the source of this 1994-nucleotide messenger RNA. RefSeq names its product asparagine--tRNA ligase, cytoplasmic-like. The record is from RefSeq and is a predicted model, not a curated record. Lineage: Eukaryota; Metazoa; Echinodermata; Asteroidea; Forcipulatida; Asteriidae. Gene Ontology annotation, cellular component: cytoplasm. The transcript is spliced from 20 exons. Gene Ontology annotation, biological process: asparaginyl-tRNA aminoacylation. Gene Ontology annotation, molecular function: nucleic acid binding; asparagine-tRNA ligase activity; ATP binding. The coding region runs from base 23 to 1768 and encodes 581 amino acids.